This is a messenger RNA of Branchiostoma belcheri (Belcher's lancelet), 1628 nucleotides long. RefSeq names its product ADP-ribosylation factor-like protein 6. Lineage: Eukaryota; Metazoa; Chordata; Leptocardii; Amphioxiformes; Branchiostomatidae. Gene Ontology annotation, molecular function: GTP binding; GTPase activity. The record is from RefSeq and is a predicted model, not a curated record. Gene Ontology annotation, cellular component: cytoplasm; axoneme. Gene Ontology annotation, biological process: intracellular protein transport; cilium assembly; vesicle-mediated transport. Bases 123 to 683 code for a protein of 186 amino acids. The transcript has 8 exons.
GUCGAGAAAUCACAUUCCAAACAUCAGAGAAGAAGUCCAAGACGCUGUUCCUCGCUUCUGCUUCUGACGGUUCUUCCCGUUUUCUUGGCUUCAAAACGUUGCUUUAAGACGUUUUUGGAGUGAUGGGGUUCUUCGACACCCUGGCCCGGUGGCUGGGCAUGAAGAAAAAGGAAGUGAACGUGAUUUGCGUGGGACUAGACAACAGCGGAAAGACCACGAUCAUCAACAAACUCAAACCGCAAAACGCCCAACAGAGUGACAUUGUUCCGACCAUCGGUUUUACUGUGGAAAAAUUUGCAUCAGCAAGCUUGUCGUUUACAGUGUUUGACAUGUCAGGGCAGGGCAGAUACAGGAAUCUGUGGGAGCACUACUACAAGGACGCCCAGGCCAUCAUUUUUGUCAUUGACAGCAGCGACAAGCUGAGAAUGGUGGUGGCCAAGGACGAGCUGGAGCAACUUCUCAACAACCAGGACAUCUUGAGCAAGCGGAUCCCGAUUCUUUUCUACGCCAACAAGAUGGACAUGAAGGAGUCCUUAUCAGCUGUGAAGGUUUCCCAGAUGAUGGGACUUGAAGCCAUUAAGGACAAACCGUGGCACAUAUGUGCCAGCAACGCGAUAACAGGAGAAGGUCUUCCUGAAGGGGUAGAGUGGGUCACAGAUCAAAUCCGAUCUAUGAAGAAAUAGCAUCUCAGUUAGGAGGCAAGAGGGGAGAAUGAAGGUUGAAUGUGUCAAAUUGCAAUACAUGUAAAAUACUUGUACUGAAAUAAUUACACAAUGUAAUAAUAUGUCUGUAGCUUCACCACAUUUUUAGGAUGUGACACUGUAUAUUGUAGCAGACUGUGCUUAUUUUGUAAACAGAAUAGUUCUUUGAAUAGCUAAGUUCUUUGAUCACAACCAUUUAUUUUUCACGAGCCGACGUUUCGAUGACCGUCUGUCAUCUUCAUCAGGGCAAUUCUGGCUGGUUUACUGUGCACUGAUGCUAGAUGUUACUUGGUGCAUAGUACACUGAAAGUGUUACAUGGCGAGUUGGCUCAUAAAAAAAUCAAUGGUUGUGAUCAAAGAGCUUUGGUAUUCAUUCGUUUACCAACCUGAUGAAAUUAUUUACAAAGAAUAGUGCUUUGUUAGGAAGUGUGUUUUUAAAAGUUACAGUUUAUUUCAGGCAAAGUUACACAGUCAUUUCAGUUAGAGUCCCAAAUUAACCGUAAUAAUAAUAGAUUAUAUUGUUGUCAUCUAAGCUAUCAUUAAUAUUGUAAAUCUUCAGGAAAAUGAUAAUUGAUAGUAAGUUAGAUUUAGCUAUAGCAUAUUUGAAGUGAAUACAUCAAGAGUUUUUGAAAAUUCAUAGAUCAAUUUGAAUAUGUAAAUUCCAUGUCAACUUUGAGGUUAUGUAUUUUAGAAUUACAAAAAUAUAUGUAUAUUUGCAGAUAUAUUAAAAGCUUUAUGUUUAAUGUGGACCAACGAAGGAAGACUUAGUAUAGAUACAUUUGUAAGUCUUGGAAUUUGAACUUAAAAUUUACUCUAAGAUUCUGAUACUCUUUUUCUAAACAUUCCGUUUAUCCCAGUCUUCUCAGUAAACUACAUGUAUUCCAAUUUUUUUUUUUACAAAAAUAGCAGGAAAAGAACUUGCUUGCC